Messenger RNA from Solanum stenotomum, 1602 nucleotides. RefSeq lists its product as uncharacterized. The transcript is spliced from 5 exons. The coding region runs from base 42 to 1466 and encodes 474 amino acids. Gene Ontology annotation, molecular function: protein binding; DNA binding. Gene Ontology annotation, biological process: regulation of DNA damage checkpoint. NCBI's taxonomy places the organism in Eukaryota, Viridiplantae, Streptophyta, Magnoliopsida, Solanales, Solanaceae. The record is from RefSeq and is a predicted model, not a curated record. Gene Ontology annotation, cellular component: nucleus.
UCCCAAAAAAUAAUUGUGAAUAUUGAAGUUCCAAAAUUGCAAUGGCGGCGAAGAAAUUGACGGAUUACGAACGGCGGAGGAUUGAGAAUAUAAAGCGCAAUGAAGAAAUGCUUGCCUCCCUUCAGAUUCAGUCCCGAAUUUCUCAACUUUCUGCAGUAACAAAGCGUCCAAGAGCUCAAGGCAAAUCAUAUCAGCGAAGUCCACAGAAGAAACAAAAGUCUAACUCACCGGUUGUGCUGCGACGGUCUCUCAGGAGUCAAGGUAUUCCACCGGAUUCUUCUACCGCCAGUGACCCAAAAGAUAAUUUUGAUGACAACUCACAACCUACAGACAAAAAGUCACCGUCAGAACCUAUUCCCAUAAGUAUGAGAGAUGCAUAUAAUGGCGACAUUGACAUCCCAAAUAAGAAAUUGAUUGAAACAAUAAAGGGUUUUGACGAUGAGAGCAUGGAUAAAAAUUCUGUUUUAGGUGACAGGAGAGAGAAAGGAAAGGCUUCUGGUACAGUUAAUUUGGAAUCAUUGAGGUUGGAACCAGACAACAUAGCACGGAUUGUGCCAGGAAGAAUAUUAAAUGUGCGUUUUUUUCCCACCAACAAUGUUCGAAUGGUUGCUGUAGGGAACAAAUAUGGCAAUAUAGGUUUCUGGAAUGUUGAUGCUCCACAGGAGGAUGGAGAUGUGAUCUUUUUGUACCGUCCUCAUUCGGGGCCAGUUUCAGGAAUACUUGUGGACCCUUUUUCUGUGUCAAAGAUGAUCACUUCUUGCUAUGGUGGAUUUAUUAGGGUAAUGGACAUUGAAAAGGAAAUGUUUGAUUUGGCAUAUAUGAGUGAACAUCCCAUAUUUUCCAUAUCACAGAGACCACAUGAUAUGAAGUCCAUAUAUUAUGGUGAAGGCAAGGGGGGACUUGGUAUUUGGGAUCUAAGGGCAGGAAAAUCUUCAGCAUUGUGGAAUUUGCAUGAAGAUAGGAUCAACACAAUAGAUUUUACCUCUGAAAACUGUAAUAUUAUGGCUACUAGUUCUACAGAUGGUAGUGCAUGCAUUUGGGAUUUGAGAAAAGUUGGUGCACAUAAACCAAAAUCUUUACAAACUGUCUUCCACAAAAGAGCAGUACACUCGGCUUACUUUUCACAUUCAGGAAGGUUUCUUGCCACAACAAGUAUUGAUAAUAAUGUUGGUGUGUUGAGUGGCGCUAAUUAUGAAGAUACAUGUAUGAUCUCCCAUUAUAAUCACACAAACAGAUGGAUUUCCUCAUUCAGAGGAAUAUGGGGUUGGGAUGAUUCUUACAUCUACAUUGGUAAUAUGGAAAGAGGAGUUGAUGUAAUCUCAGUAGCUGACAAGAAACUUGAUUUUACCUUAAGAAGCGAGCACAUGACUGCUAUUCCAUGCCGUUUUGACGCACAUCAAAAAGAGGUUGGAAUGCUUGCAGGGGCUACAAGUGGUGGGCAGGUAUAUAUCUGGACAGCAUCUUAAGUUGGUGCCAAUAGAUCCUAGCCAAAUUGUGAUCAUGGAGGCAGAGCUGCAAUUUCCCGUCUGGCUAAUGUUUUUGUGAAAGGACAAGAAAUGAUUUACCUUUAGGUUUUUGUGGAAUCUUCUUGUUGUUCACUGU